UCAAGUCUGCUGUAGUUUGCCCAAUUGCUAAGAUGAGGUGGAUCUUGUCCGCUUCUUUACUGUGGACAUGCGCGUCGGUGCGCUCGGUUCAGGUUCGGACGCUGGAAGCGCGGGAGGAAGAGCCCUGCGGGCGGCGGUCCCAUGAGGAGAUCGCCCAGGGCUUCUCCAAAGUCUUGAAGAUGCUCCGUGCAGGAUACCUCAAGAAGCAAAAGAAGGCUCGGGCCCUCCAGGAAGCUGCGAACGGCACUGACACCACCGAGCAUUUGCUAACGGAGCAGCAAGAGGCUGAGGAGGAAGCGACGGCGCAGCAGGCCCUCUCGCAGCAGGCGGAGCGCUACGCUGCAGAGGUGCAGGCAGUGAUUUGUGACGCAACGUUGCAAAUCCUGGAGAUGCAGGCGAAGAUUGAUGACAAGCUGUGGUGGCUGAGAUCGGCUCUGUACGGAAAGACCGCGCUGCAGCUGCCCUUUACCAUGAAGGGCGACAGCUCGACCAAUCAGUGGGUAGACGUGCUGCUGCGCGGAAGCACCACGCAGCGAAAGGCUGCGAAGGCUCUGAGAUACAUCCACCUCUCCCAGAUCCACGUGUUACGUGUCAGAAAGCUGGUGCAGACGGUGCUACUGGCAGAAGCUCGCAGCAAAGGUGUGGAUAUUGUGACGGACGACUUGUUCGAGGUCCUGUCCCCUGCGUAUGGAUUCUUCCACGAGGCGCUCAAGGCGAAGCUGGAGGGCGGGUUGUGCCAUGUGCUGGACAACAGCGAGGACUUCUCUGGGCAGUACCAGGAGUUCAUCAGCCAAGCCUGGCCGGAGCCGGGCUCUGGUGCGCCAGUGGGCAAGAUCAUGCAGGCCGCAGAUUUCCUGCCAAGCGUCCUUGACACUGCGGGCAACCUGACCGCCUGGGAGGUGGUGGCGGGCAAGCCGCCGCCUGCCAAGUGCAUCAAAGAUGCGGAGAGCCGGUCUUGCCGCAACGUGGAGCAAGCGAGCUGCCUGUACUGCCUCGGUUCCAUGGAGACGAAUGGCGCGUAUUGGUCUCAGAUGGGGAUGAUGGUUGCCACGGUCACCAACGCGCUGGCCGAUGUCACGAAGAUGGGAAAGGCCACACAGGACCAGGAAUGCAUCACGUACUUCGGCAAGCUGACAGCGUGAGCCAGCUCACAGCGAGGUCCCGAAAUGGGGGGCAGCAGCCAACGUGUGAUCUGCCUGCAAAUGUCCUCGGGCAUAGCCAAAGCCCGAAUAAUUGGAGGGUAGGGGACAUGCCAGCCAUAAACUGGUGCGGAUAUCCGCCGUUUCAAAUCUUGCAGCAUGGUGCUGGGUAGACCAUUGUGAGCCCCGACUCUGUGGCUGUUGAGCGGCUCAAGAGGCGUCCUCAGGAAAGUGAUUGGGCACUUGCUAGGGGCUUGAGACGUCAGGCGGCCGCGCUUGCUAUGCCAAAGCCAAGGAAGCGAAACGCCGCGCUCCGUGGCGAGGUCAAGCCGCGCGAGUUGGCGCGCGACGCGCCGCAUCCCGAGAAGCGAAGAGCGGCGUCCGCUCUCCGCGGCAAAGUCAGGAAGCGCAAGUUGGGGCAGGCCUACCCCUUCACGUGUCUGACCCUGUGGUGUCUGUGGU
Messenger RNA from Effrenium voratum, 1601 nucleotides. NCBI's taxonomy places the organism in Eukaryota, Dinophyceae, Suessiales, Symbiodiniaceae. The record is from the annotation of a GenBank genome assembly.